Messenger RNA from Colletotrichum spaethianum, 312 nucleotides. RefSeq names its product acetylxylan esterase. Bases 1 to 312 code for a protein of 103 amino acids. Gene Ontology annotation, molecular function: hydrolase activity. The record is from RefSeq and is a predicted model, not a curated record. The transcript has 2 exons. Lineage: Eukaryota; Fungi; Ascomycota; Sordariomycetes; Glomerellales; Glomerellaceae.
AUGGACAACGCCUACUGCGGCGGCGGAGACACGAUUGAGGGUGUCAAGGACGCCAACGUGCUCAUCUCGAACGAGGCUCUUGGGCAAGUCAAAGUGGCCAUCUUCAUGGGCGACCCUCGAUAUGUUGCUGGGCUUCCCUACGAGGUCGGAACUUGCAAGACGCAAGGGUGUCCGAAUGGGGGCAACAUCAAGUCGUUUUGCGACUCAGCAGACCCCUUUUGCUGCAAUGGCAACGACCCCGUCGCGCAUCUACAAUACCCGAGCAUCUACGGUGACCAGAUCAAGCAGUUUGUCAGCGACAAGCUGAAAUAG